Prorocentrum cordatum is the source of this 1838-nucleotide messenger RNA. Lineage: Eukaryota; Dinophyceae; Prorocentrales; Prorocentraceae. The record is from the annotation of a GenBank genome assembly.
AUGACCGGCGAGGUGCCCGCGCCGGGGGCGGCGGCGGAGGACGACCGGCCACCGUCGGGUGCCGGCGCGGCGGCGGGCGGCACCAACGAGCUGGAGGCCGAGCUCGCCAGGCUGGAAGCCCAGCUCGCCGCGGCCGAGGGCAGCUCGCCCCAGGCCGGGCCCACACCUCGAGGGGGAAACAGCGGCACAGAAAACGACGACCGGCCACCGUCGGGUGCCGGCGCGGCGGCGGGCGGCACCAACGAGCUGGAGGCCGAGCUCGCCAGGCUGGAAGCCCAGCUCGCCGCGGCCGAGGGCAGCUCGCCCCAGGUGCCCGCGCCGGGGGCGGCGGCGGAGGACGACCGGCCACCGUCGGGUGCCGGCGCGGCGGCGGGCGGCACCAACGAGCUGGAGGCCGAGCUCGCCAGGCUGGAAGCCCAGCUCGCCGCGGCCGAGGGCAGCUCGCCCCAGGCGGCAGACGACGGCCAGAGCAGGCUGACGCCUUCGGGCGCGACCUUGGGCGAGCCCGCGGCCCCCGAGCCGGCGGGCGAGGAGCCUGUUGUGAGCGAGACCGUGAGGCUGAAGUCGCCUCCGUCGACCAGCGGCCAGCAUGAGGCGAGCAGCGGCGAGGGCCACGGUGAGGCCAGUCGUGAAACGGCGGUUCCCGAGACAGACAGAGGCGACGGGUCUGUCGUGAGGAACGAGACAGAGCGCUCGGUCACGAUCACGAAUUGGUAUGGCCGCAUAGGGAACAACAUCAUUCAGGUGGUGAACGCUAUCUUGUUCUGCCAGGCCAAUGGUUACGAGAAGCUGAAGUUGCCAGCUGACAUGAAAAACUUGAACCAUUUGUUCGACAUGCCUAACGACAUCGCAAUUGUGCAACGCACGAUGGACGACAGUGUCAAGCUCACGUGCAAGUGGAAUCCACCAUACAUGCAUUGGUUUUUUGGCCGCUGUAUGUCUAUUACCAAGGGAAUAUUCAAGCGUACGAUGGAGGAGUAUCUGGUACCACAUUUAACCAACAGCACAGCUGCAGCGUGUCGCCAGGAGCACGGUCAUCCCUUCAAUGGGCUGACUAUCCAUCUUCGCAGCGGGGACACCGCAAGGCAGUCGAUGCACACCUCGCAGACCGCGUACGCCUCGUGCAGCUUCUUCGAGAAGGUCAUCUACGAUCAGAAGUUCACAGCGGCCCGCGUCGUCACUGAAGCAGAUCUGUCGCACCCGUGCAUACCCUUUCUCAGAACCCGGCUGCCCGAAAUGGGUGUCCCUGUUAGCUUCGAGAGCAGUACUAUCGAGCAGGACGCCUGCGCCCUCAUGAACGCCAGGUAUCUUGCCUUCGGCUCGUGGAGCACCUUCUCCCAGACGCUAGAGCUCCUCAACGACCGCGUCGCGAAGAGCUUCCUGCCCGUGCCGCCAGAAGGCACGAUCGCGAUGGACAAUCACUGCGACAAGGUCGUCAGAGGCCAGCGCCCGAGGACAUACAUUUACCAGAUCGACGGCAUGGAGAACGGGCAUCAUGACAUGACCACUGAAGACAGCGUGAACUACUUUUCAAACAUGCCCAUGCACCAGGUGACCUUAAAAGCCGUCUGCAAUUUGAUGAAUGAGGUACCGUUUGUUGGGUCAGUGAGCUUGCGGUAGGCGGAAUGGCUUUCUCCGCGCCGGCUUACACAGCCUCUUCAAAUCGCCGGCACAGGGGUACUGUUUUUGCCAUGGUAUGCGUCCUGGUCCGGCGUCUUUCUUUUGUCCUGCCCAUCCUCACGGGGGCUGGCGGACACCCUCACGAAACGGGUGCCCCGUCGCUCCUUGCGGGAGCCUACGAGGGCCGUGGCCGCCAGUGCCCACACUAGAGGAGGAGG